Molecule: messenger RNA, 1074 nt
Organism: Cynocephalus volans (Philippine flying lemur)
Lineage: Eukaryota; Metazoa; Chordata; Mammalia; Dermoptera; Cynocephalidae
Gene: NKAIN3
Product: sodium/potassium transporting ATPase interacting 3
Exons: 8
Coding region: 1-1074 (357 amino acids)
Biological process (GO): regulation of sodium ion transport
Source: RefSeq, a predicted model, not a curated record
AUGCUGCCGGGUCUGACGGGAGAUGAACAGACAGACUUGAGGGAAAUCCCUAGACUUGCUGUACUGUUGAGCAGCCGCACCCCACCUACCUUCCUGGUGGGAAAGCGGCUCUCAGCUGCACAAAAUCAUGCUCCAUCCCGGGGAGCGGGAAACCUGGAUCGUGCCCAUGUGUCCAGCUUGCUGCCAAAUUCGGAUGAUGCAGUUCUCCACGAGGCCCAGGGUUCUGCAUUUCUCACGAGCUCCCCGGUGCUGCUGAUGCUGCUGCUCCACAUCCCACACUUUGAGUAUACAAAGCUUUGUGUUUUAAAUCUUUUAAUUAUGGCUGAAGAUAUAAACACAGCUUCUGUGGCUUGUGAUCCCUUGCGGUGUUCAUCUCAUGGGACCUAUUUGUUCCCAUGCCCUCCUGGCCUCUUACAGCUCUCAGCAUUAGAGAGGCAGAUCUUUGACUUCCUUGGCUUCCAGUGGGCACCUAUUCUUGGAAAUUUUCUACAUAUAAUAGUUGUCAUAUUGGGUUUGUUUGGAACCAUUCAGUACAGACCUCGAUACAUCAUGGUGUAUACAGUAUGGACUGCCCUCUGGGUCACCUGGAAUGUGUUCAUUAUCUGCUUUUAUUUGGAAGUAGGUGGGCUUUCUAAGGACACAGAUCUAAUGACAUUCAACAUCUCUGUACAUCGGUCAUGGUGGAGGGAACAUGGGCCGGGUUGUGUCCGGAGAGUGCUGCCUCCGUCAGCCCACGGCAUGAUGAACGAUUACACUUAUGUCUCUGUCACAGGCUGCAUCGUGGACUUCCAGUACCUGGAGGUCAUCCACAGCGCCAUCCAAAUACUACUCUCCUUGGUUGGUUUUGUGUAUGCCUGUUACGUGAUCAGUAUUUCCAUGGAAGAAGAGGACACCUUUGAUUUCAUAGGUGGACUUGAUACACACUCCUACUACCAGGAUCAUGUUGAGUUAAAGCCUGUUAAACCUGUAAGUAAAGUAUUCAAAUAUUUGACUAACAAGCUCAGGAACAAGUUUUCUAUGUCCCUAGAAGACCUGGAAGGAAGUCAACAGCAACAACAGAAAAAAGCCACCUAA